ACUAAUCGAGAGCUCAGCAAAGCAAAUGCAACAAAUUAGUUUGUUUCCAGCUCUUACAUAACGCGGUUAUAGAACUAUUUGAGCUCAAAAAGACUCAUUAAAAACCUAAAAAGCAAGUUUAAGAAAGAUUCAACAUGAAUUUUCUGGAGUUGCCAUUCGAGAGGCCUCUCACACCGCCACCUUCGUAUCAGGAGGCCAUGGGCUGGGUGCCACCGCCAUCGACAAUGGGAAGUACCGCGACGCUCAUACCGCAAGAUGCCACAGCCCGAAUCUCGGUGUCCAUGAUCUGUCCGUUGUGCCAAGAGGAGAUUGAGACCACCACAGUAAUCCGGCGCGGAAGGAUUGCCUACGUAGCCUCGGCCUUAGUUAUCUUUACCACGUUCGGGCUGGGAUGUUGGCUCGUCCCUUGUAUCAUGAAAAGCUUCAAUGAGGUCCACCACUCCUGUCCCAGCUGCAAGGAGAGCCUGGGGAAUGUUUCUCUAUAGGAUUAGUGAUCGAGAAAAGUGAUAACUUUGCUUUGCAUUUAUUUAUAUAGACUCCACUGGAUUCGCUUUACCCGCUCAGCUGUGCUUAAUUUUAUAUUGUAACUUUAGCUAAGAGUACUUAAGAAUAAAAUGUGUUAGUAGUAUUAUAAAAAUAUAUAUAUAAAGUACAAUACAACGUUGAUACUAAGAAAUUUGUAA
Molecule: messenger RNA, 683 nt
Organism: Drosophila eugracilis
Lineage: Eukaryota; Metazoa; Arthropoda; Insecta; Diptera; Drosophilidae
Product: cell death-inducing p53-target protein 1
Exons: 1
Coding region: 135-485 (116 amino acids)
Molecular function (GO): zinc ion binding
Source: RefSeq, a predicted model, not a curated record